Pectinophora gossypiella (pink bollworm) is the source of this 7671-nucleotide messenger RNA. RefSeq lists its product as uncharacterized. The coding region runs from base 395 to 6712 and encodes 2105 amino acids. NCBI's taxonomy places the organism in Eukaryota, Metazoa, Arthropoda, Insecta, Lepidoptera, Gelechiidae. Gene Ontology annotation, molecular function: chromatin binding. The record is from RefSeq and is a predicted model, not a curated record. The transcript is spliced from 14 exons.
GAGAACAGUCGCCGAAUCGACGUUACGAUACAUACGCGUUUUUUAGUCGAAUUCAUCGUCUUCGUGACUUGAACGCGGGUGAUAUUGCCAAAUAAUCUAGUGUUUCAGUGUUUAUAUCUGCUGUUUGUGUGAUCAUUUGUGUGUAAUGGUGAUUUUGUGGUGAAUAACGUGCAGACUUAGGGUAACAAUGUCUAGUAGUUGACAUGUUUAUCUGUGUCGUGUGUGAAGAUUUUCCCUUCGCGUGAGGAGCGCGCUGCGCCUGUGUGUGUGCAUCGGUGUGUGCGUGCGUGAGGACGAGGCUCCAAUGAUGGAUUGCAUUUCAGUGGAUGUGUAGGAUGUGAUCGCCAACGUCGACCCAUCAAUGACGGUAACAUACAUCUGACCACAUCGUACAAUGCGGUCACAGGCUACGAAACCUUUACCUAAGAAAGGGGCUUUGAGUAAGACAGCUAAAACGGCCACCGCUGCUAAGCAAGCUAAAAAGAAAGCAGCAUCGCCAAAGAAAGUAAAGAAUUUGGUUAAUAAAUCAUUAGUAAAAAAACCCAAAAAGGCAGCAUCAAAAGACGACAUCGCCAGUGAUGGAGAUACUACAUCCUCCGAUAAAAAUGAUACAUCUACAGAAACUAUCAAAAGUGGGCCUUCAAAAGCAAAUGCUUCGAGAAGCAAUUCUCCAACGAAAAAAGCCAAGAAAGAGCCUAAAGAAAAAAAGGACACGUCUAAAAGUCCUCCAGGAUCAAAAAAUGUCGUGGUCAAAAAAAUCGUAAAACCGACCAAAAAACCUAAAUUAUCCACUAAGAAAGGAGUAAACGAUAAUGAUGAUAUAAAGUACAAAAUUAAUUUGGAUGUAGCUAAAAAGGUUAAAUCAAGAUUUUCGAAAGCUAAAACCAUUGUAAAGAAAAGUAACGCCAACCAGAAGAAAAUUGGAACACCCCAAAAGAAACAGGAAAAAGGACCACAAGAUAAGAAUACUACAGACGAUAAAGAGAAGUCUAACGAUAAAAAUGAGAAUACUGAGGAUAACGCAAAAUUGACUGAAGCUAACAAUGAUACCCAAGACUCUCGAGAUGAGAAAAAAGAAGAAUCCAAACCUGAAAAUUAUAAAUCAAGCGGUGAUGCUCCAAAUAUCAGUGAUCCCAAUACUAAUUUAUCAGCAAACACUCAACCCGAAACACCAAAAGUUGAGACUGAAAGACCUCCUAAAUUUUUUACAUCUACUAGAUCUCCUAGGAUGGUUGAUAUUGAUGUUAAAUGCUUUAAAACUUCAAAAGGUAACCUAAGCGUAUCGGAAAGAUUUUUAUCACUUAAAUGUGAAACUAAAACAGAUGACAGCAACAAAGAUAAAAACUCUUCUAAUACUCUAGUGUCUCAAGGUCCAGAUAUCGACGUUUAUACUUUUACAGAAAAAGUUGACUCCCCAAAGAGUAUUCUAUCUGAUUUUCGUAGUCCCAUCAACAAAAACAUCGGGAGGGUUCGACCAAUAGCUCGGGUAAAGGGCACAGUUAUCGACAAAAAGACAGAAUCAGAAAAGAAAAAAUAUUCUCCGCAUAGGCCAAUUGAGGAAGUAGUUCAACAAUUAAAAGCAAACAAACGAUCAGAAGAAUUGACCACUACUACUCAAAAUGAAAACAGUCAAUCUACAACGAGUGUGGAGUCUAGUGCUAGUAACAAUGAGAAAGAAUCAGAAGAUAAACCAACACCCAUAGUGAGUAAAUCGUAUAAAAUGGUUGCAAGAAAAUCAAGCGUUACUGGAAAACCGUUCAGUCCUAUCAAAUUUCUCGAUCAAGAACCUUCUUCAAGCAAGACCGACACUAAUAAUGCUGGUACCGCUACAAAAAAAGCCCCAAGUAAAGCAAAAAAACAACAGAAAAAGACUACUUUGUCUGAUGAUGAGCUUGACACUUGUAAAUUUUCACUCAACCCCAAAACUUUCCAUUACUCUUCUUCCGAAGAAAGCGUGAGUGAGUCAAAUGACGAUAAUGACACCAAAGAGUCUUCUGGAUCAGAUGCACCUAAAAAUAAGAAAACUAAAAAUAAAAAGUACAAGAGAAUUACAGACAGUGCUAAGAAAACAACUUCAAAAGAGUUGAAAGAGCUUUCAAAAGAUUCACUAGUGGAUCUUAAAGAUGAUUCUAUAAUAUUAGGUGACAAGCCAAGUAAACGCAGGCUUAAGCUUCUUUCAAUGUGGACAGGCCCUAAAAAGCAUAGAAUGGCAUCACUCAAUGCUAUUGCAAAAGUUCAUUGCUUGUAUGAAAACGAGAGCCGAACACACAUGGAAUUAGGGUUGAUGAAAACCGUAGACCGCCAACCAAUUCCGAGUACAUCUAAGGUACAAAUUACUAAAAAGAAAGAUUCUAAAUCCAAGGAAACUGAAAAACAAGAAAGCACUUCCGAAUCUGAAUAUGAAAAUAGAAAAGACAGCAAAAAUGAAAGUUCAGAAAGCUCAGAUGAUAAUCCCCCAUCCAGAACAUUACGCGGUGUACCAGGUAUUAGAAGUGCAGGGAAGUAUUGGGACCCUAAAUCUUCUACUUCAUCUAGCGAGGACAGCGAACUGGAGUCUAAGAAGAAAAUAAAUAGCCCAGAAAAGAAGAAAGCGCCUUCUAAACCGUCUACCUCAAAAUCCGAUACAGAAAAACCUCCGGCGAAGAUGAAAAAAACAGCUGGAGUUCCUGUAAAGAAAAAACGCAAUAGAAAUGAGGUAGUGAUGGAUUUGAAGGAUAUGGUGGUCCAAAAACGCAUGGCUAGUCUGAACGCAACUGCUAUAUUGGCAGCAAGUUAUGAGAAGCGUUCGCCUAAAUCGAAUAAAGAUGAUACUACAUCGGAUUCCUGUAGUGAUGAAUCUUUUUCUCAGAAGUCAAAAAACGGGGUAAAUUCCGGCGUAAAGUCGGAAAUAAAGCACGAAGAUACUAAAAAGGAAAUUGAGGAAACUGUCAUGACUGACAGCAAGCAGAAAGUGGAGGUGAUUGUCAAUCAAGACACUGACGUGACUAUUACCGGGGUGUACUCUACUCACCAUCAUGAAGGCUUCUGCACAGUAUCUCAUCAGCAAUACCGCAUUUCUUCGACGAGCCAUACCCAGACUACUUCCACGGCUAACUGUGAAAAGGAGGGUUGUCCUCGAGAUGAGGCGCGCUACACCCCGCUCUCUGCGCUGUCGUCCAUGCAGCCCCCCGCAGAACAUGCUCACGGACAUCCACAUCCAGUGGCCGACUUGGGCGGACUCUCGCGCCGUGCUGGUUGCUCCAGCGCAUUCUCUGCGCCCUCGCCCGCCGCGCAUCACGAUCCAGCUCACCAAAACCUCCCCUCUUCAAGUGCAGAGGGCACGGAGGAUCCUCAAUCACGCUGUCCCGUUGCAGGUAAGCCAUCCGCUUGCAGUUUAUGUGACUCCGCGGCCCGUUCCUCCCCGCUCGGCUACUACCAGCCGGCGGGGCCGAUGAUAAAGGAGACAAGCGCCGACGCAGACCGCGCACUCGCCCGCUAUCACCCGCCACACUACCACGCCCCGCAUCCACCUGUGCUACAACAAUACGGCCCCCCAUACUACACGCCAGACUUGUGUUACGGGCGCUACUACAGGCCACCGGGGCCCUACCACAUGCCACCCCAGCCAGACGCACAGAUGGUUGGCGUUGGGAGCGAGCCGUAUCCACCUCAGUACUACGGUACGCCACCUUGUUACCAACACUCACCACAAAGGAUACCACCAUACGUAGAAUAUCGCGGAUGCCCGUGCCCAUUAAACGCGUGUCCAAAAAACGUCCUUAUUGGGCCCGCUACUGGUAAAGCCCCAACCGGUGGCGGCCCAGCGGACGUACCCUCAGCGCUUGCGCCGCCCGGGGGCGCCUUCCGAACGAAGGUGCGGGCGUGCGCACUCGACACUGCCGCCGACACACACGGCAGUGGAAAGGAUCCACCGUUAGAACAAGAGCCACCAGCAGCAGCGGACGCACCACACCCAUGUCCACUACCAGCCAUCGGUGGUGCUUCGCCAAAACGUGAACUACUAGACAACAUUCGCCUUGUUGGCGACAUGUCAGGCCCGGGUGAAGCAUUAGGACCACCGUCACCGGCCCGUGGCUCAGCCGGCGCCUGCGCCCCUCAACCGCCACCUUCCGCUCCACGAAGAGCUCGACUAGGCAAAGAAAUGGCCAGAAAAUCCCUUGUUCUCGCAGAUACAGGUCAGCUAAUGUCAACACCACAACAACCACCACCAGCACACCACAGCGAUGCAGAUGACGAUGUGAUGGCAAUAUCGCCGCCCACCUGCGCACCGAUCGAUCUUUCCUCGUCAGACGAAAGAUCAACUCCUCUUGUUGAUGUCAAAAAAGAAAACGAGGGCCCAACAUGUGCAGCACCUAGGAAACCUGACGCACAAGCCUUAAGAGAACAUAAUUGUACAAGUUCUGUUCAAGAAUCGCCGGAAAAUAAUGAACCAAAAGCCGUAAAGAGAAGAUAUUCGAGGCCAAAGUUGGAAAUCGAUAUGAAAGAUACCCAACUAGAGGAAAGUUGCAAAACUAAUGGAAUUGGUGAACAUGUCAAACUACAAAAAAGAAGAAAGGUUUCUGGUGACCAGACGACUACAAUUAGGACUGAAACAAUUACAAAAGAGGCAAAGAAAAAAGCAACACAAAAUGGAAAUAAAAGGUCACCCAAAAAUGAAAAGAAACCUGUCAAAAGGAAAUUAGAUAACUCUUCUUCUGCACCUAAAGCUAAAAGAAUGCUUUUAGGUGCAUCUGCUGACGCUCAGGUAAAAGAUGUGAUUCCGGCUUCUGAGGACAUGAAUAAUAAACCGAAAAUUAAGAGUGCACUUAUACUCGAUAAUUUGAUUAGGAAGAACAGUAUCGACAGGGUGGAUGCCAAAGGAUAUUCUUCAGAUAAAGAAUUGAAUCCUGCUGAAUUGUUCCUCUCUCCAAGUGAAACUAUUUCACAAAACGCUUCAAAGAAGACGUUGAAUAUAAAUAAUAAUAUUGUGGAGAACAAUGUGCCAGUUAGUAGUGGAGUAAGGCCUAACACGAUUGCUGCUGUAAGUCAACUAAUUGAGAAAAAGUUAGCGUGCAAAAAAAUGGAGAAAGUUGAUUCUAAAGUAACGCAAAGCUUGAAAUCAGUAUUAAAAACACCCACCGACAAGCUGAAACACGAAAAUCCCACGCUAUCUAGUGCUAAGUGCAAAACGAAGAGUGAAAAGAACAGUGCAAGUGUUGAAAGUAGUGAUAUUAAAGACAAUGAUAUAAGUAAAGACAAAAGUGACUUACUUAAAGACAAUCUUAAAGAUUGUGAUAGUGUUAGUAAUAGUGUUGCGGUAGAUGAUGGAUCAAAAUCUACUAAGGUCUCUAAAACACCAAAACCAAAAGUGGGUCUUACUAAAAAUGAUACAAAAACAAAACCUACCGAUGAAUCUCAUAAAGAAAAAUCUACAGACGUGACAAAAGAGGCCACUGGUGAGAAAGAUGCAAGUAAAACUGAAAAAUCAAAAAGGAAAUUUGCAAAUAACAAUGGCCAGAUGAAAAACAAAAGCAUCGAAAAGGUUGCGAAGUUGUUGCAAUCAAAGAAACCAGUAACUGAUACAGAAACUAAUGAUCUCAAAGAUGAAAACGCGGAUUCUUCGAAGGAAAUUGUAGAAGUUCACGCGAAUACAGAUGGAGAGAAAACAAUCUCAGAUAAGGCCCCGGUGAAACGGUGCAAGGCCAACGGUGAAAUGCAAACCAAGAGCAUAGAGAUGGUCGCGAAACUGCUUGGGUCCAAGAAACCCGCUACACAAACUGAAGACGCUACCCCAGCGGUGGAGGAUAGUGACAAGCGACCAAGCACCGACGCCGCUGUGGACACAGAAACUCAUAAACCAGACAAAAUUUUGCCUAAACGAUGCAAAUUGACCAACGGUGAAAUGAAAGAAGAAAAGAAAAAGAAAGUCGAAAAGGUAGUGAAGCUGUUAGUAUCAAAGAAGCCUGCAAUAAAGGCGGAUGAAGCUACUCAAGUGGUAGAAGAUGCUUGUGCAUCUAGUCCGAUCCCUAGCUUGGGGAGACGGACGAAGCGGCGGCGAAGCGGCGCAGGCACGCGGCGAGUGAGGCGACCGCCAUUAUACUCGCCACUCGUUCCUCCUUCACUGGAACACCGACACCCGCCGCGGUGGAGCAACGGCUGGCAAUGGGAUGGUGAACACUACCUGUCUAAAGUCUACCUCAACAAUGAUUCCCGCCUGGACCGCGUGGCUCGCUGCUGGCAACGGAUGACGCACGCCAGCGGCGACAGUGUCUCGCGAGGAGACUGCGUGCUGCUGAAGGCCUCCACGGGCAACCGGCAGCAACCGUUCGUCGCCAGGGUCGCUAGUCUGUGGGAAAACCCUGACGACGGUGAGUGCGAGAUGAUGGUAUCCCUAGUGUGGUACUACCGGCCAGAGCAUACAGAGAAGGGCCGGGAGCCGCACGACGCUCCGGACGAGGUAUUCGCUUCCCGCCAUCGCGACGCUAACUCCGUCGCCUGCAUCGAAGACAAGUGCUACGUACUCACAUACAACGAGUACUGCCGUUACAGGAAGCGGCUAAAAGCGGCGGAGGAGGGCGUGACGAUGCCGCCGCCCGUGGUGCCGCCGCUGCCGGCCGAGUACGCGCUGCCCAGCGACCACAAGGUGCCCCCCGGCGUCGCGCCCGAGCUCGUGCUCUUCUGCCGCAAGAUCUACGACUUCCGAACCAAGAAGAUCGUCGUGCCCAACAAAUGACGCCCAAUACCACCAGGAUACAGAUUGACAGUGUAUACUCCCCGCCCGAGUCGAUCCACGCGAACCUAAGUAUUUCUAAAAGGAAUCAACACCAAAGCUACUCUACGGACUAUGUUAAGGUUCAUUGUGUGGACACAGCGGUGGCUUGUGUAGUCCCCCGAUCCUCACCUAGUACAAACGUCAGGGCGCAGUGUAUGAGCGAGCGCCCGCUCUAUGUGAAUUAUUAUUGUGUUAGUAGUCGCCGAACGGUCCGUUUUGUUGCUUGUAUCGUGAUUUGUCGUAGAUAUGUGUCUCGGGAAGAUUAAAGUGAUUUGCUGUACUCACUUUAUUUUGACGAAUAUUUUUUAUCAAAAGAUGCCUUUUAUAAGAUGUAAGUAGUUGUAAGAGAUCAUGGUGAAGCAUAAUUAUGUACCUAUAGCGAGUAUAUUUUCCUUCAGCUUGGGGUUCUAUCCCACUUGUGUGCUAAUUCUUCUGUAGAAGCGGUGUGUGCUGAGAUCAGAUAUUUCUAUUUCCUUGUAUGUUUAACUUUAGUUUAUAUUUGGCUACGUGGAAAUGAAAAGGCAUUUAUAAUUACCUAUACAAUUAUGUUUAAUUUAAUUGUUACUUUGUUGUCGGAGUAGAGUCUAUAUUAAAUUAUUAUUUAUAAUUUAAGAGAAAAUCUUGUAAAAUCGGUGUGAGAAAUGUAGAGACUUUUGAUUUCGGCUUUAUUUCUGACGGGUUAGUGUGUGUGUACAUCGUGUCGUAGAACAUUAGCCCUUAUUGGGCUCUUAUGUUUUAAGACUUUGAGAUCAAUUGUAUCUUAAAUUUAACAUCACAAAUGUAGUUAAGUUUCGUUUCGUUUCAAUCAAGUAAUGACAUAAGAUAGUACUUGAAACCUUAUUGGGGUUAGUAGCUCCUGCCUUCCUCCGUACUAAGCUACAUGUUCGUACUCGUAGUUUCCAUUCAUUAAUGAUAUACGU